AUGUCGACAACACACACAGUGAGCCUGCUACAAUGGCAGCAAACGUACGAUCUCUUCACUGAGCAUGUCGACAACACACAUAGUGAGCCUGCUACCAAAUGGCAUUCAACACAUUCAAUUCUUUCCCUACCUCCCUAUCAAACCUACCAAUCGACAAAGACAAAGGAUGGAAUGGAGGAUGGACUUGAUGGCAAGAGCAUGGGAGAUAUAGGGCAAAUCUACAGUGAAGCUCUCAGGCCAGGCUGCCAAAAGGUGUUGGAGGUGAAUGCAUGCGUUGGAUUUUCUUCAAUUCUACCGAUGGACUUGAUGGCAAGAGCAUGGGAGACGCAGGGCAAAUCUACAGUGAAGCUCCCAGGCCAGGCUGCCAGUAGGUGUUGA
Messenger RNA from Letharia columbiana, 378 nucleotides. RefSeq lists its product as uncharacterized. NCBI's taxonomy places the organism in Eukaryota, Fungi, Ascomycota, Lecanoromycetes, Lecanorales, Parmeliaceae. The coding region runs from base 1 to 378 and encodes 125 amino acids. The record is from RefSeq and is a predicted model, not a curated record. The transcript has a single exon.